AGAUUUGUUAUUGCUAUCAUUAGUUUUAACUUUAUUUCAUUUUAUUUACGGGUGUAACGAUUCAUAUUCCUUGCGAUGCGAUUUCGAUUAUUGCCUUUUGAUUUCGAUGAUUUCGAUUAUGUAAAUGUUUCUUAAUUCUUAUACAUAAUGCGUAAUGUAAACAGCAUGCAACACUAAACCCUUAACAUAAGAAUAGUAUCAGGGACAGGACGAAUCACUGUCGCUUGGUUCGUCACCAUCUUUCAGAACCUGACAAAGAGUAUGUCGCACAUGGUUAAUUGCCUUAUUUGGAAAUUCUCAAGGGGAGGUUGCAGGACAACAUUUUUACCAGGCAACAGAAAAUGGCACACGAACUACUAUCGUCUUUGCUCAUCAAUCAAAAACGCACAUUAAAGAGUUCUGGGUUAUUAUUUUAGAAUAAAAUAACUCACUAAGGGCACCCAGGAAAAGGUGUGCAAAAGUCGAACCAAACUCGAAACAUGGAAGCAAACAAUCCUGAAUUGAACUGAACGGUCAUAAUCACAAUUAAUCGAGAAUUUGAUUAAUUGUUACACUACUAAUUUUAUUUAGCUAGAUGUCUGGUAUGAUGGCACCCCUCUUGCAAGACUAAAAAUGUUUGAAUGAAGGUUGAAUAAAGUAUUUUGUUCAGUUAAAACACAAUGAUUCGAUGACCACACUACUACAUCUCACUCAAACUCCAGGUGUAUAGUCUCAAUGUAACUUUAUUGGGACACACAAAUGUAAAAGAAGGGGAACGGGCUUAAACCUUUUUUAACAAAAGUCAGUUCAAUGACAACAUGCCCAUUCAAUAAUCUCAGUAGCCCAUGUAACUGUACACAUUCUUUUGCCACAGUAUUAGUUCAAAAAGCACACAUCAACCCAAUUUUCAUUGUCCAAAACGAAGGAAUUAUAGCUGGAGCAAAGUAUUUUAUUACUUUGGGCAAGACAGCUAGAUCGAGUUUAAGUUUGAUUAGGGGUGCAGGUUUUCUCUUUUGCUGACCAUAGUUCAAUGACCUGAGCAAAUCUCAGUUCUAUAAUCCUGGCAGAAGUUCAUAAAGUAUACAUCAUUUCAAUGUCCAGUGACACUAAUUUAAGGAAUAGGAGCAAUAUUUUCUAUUUCUCUGGGUGAGAUGGAAGCAAUGGAAAGGGGUGAGGGUUUUGCACGGCUGAGCUUCUGGUCCAUACUUAAAACAGCUGGCAUUCUUCACUGCUUGACACUGUUAAUGGACCUGACAUCAGCCUACUAAUAGUGUGGUGUAGUGUUUUUUACUGCAUAUUCUUCCAGUUUGUCCAGGGGCCUGUUUUUCCUGUUCUUUCCAUUCGAUGCUUGUAUCUUGGUUAUAAUUUUGUAGUUAAACCAUCUAUACUUAUCUUAAGGUAUCAGCCACCCUUAAAAUUGCCAUUUUUCCAUAUUUGAGGUUUCAACGUUUUCAAAUACACUCUUUUUUUUUUUUAUAAGAAUGUUGUUUUUCCGGCCCAGGCUGAAUAUUCUUAUUUUUCUGCCCAUUUUAGGCCGAGAAUAUUCUUGUAUUAUUCUUAAAUUAUAGCUUAUGACAUUUCCGUUUUAGAAUUUAUAGGGGUAUAUGUAUAUGUAAUACAUGUACCGUUCAUCGAACUGUCAUUAGCGUUGAACAUUUUGCUAUAGCUAGUGCAGGUUUUUUCGUUUUCUUGGCUAGUUUCGCCGUUCAGAGAAAGGAAUACUUUUAUACGGUUAAGUUAAAAACAUAAAAUUGAAUUGUAUUUACAGAUGUUUCAACACACAAAAUUAUAUCUACCCUUUUCAAAAUCUCAGCCUCGGCUUUAUUCUUAAAAUAUUCUUAAAAUUUCGCAAAUUUCAGCCUCGAUAUUCUUAUAAAAUAUAUUCUUAUAAAAAAAAAAAGAGUGUAGAUAUGCUUGAGAGCUUUCUUUCAAAAAAAAAAAUCAGAAGAAAAUAUUAUUUCUGUCGAAAGAUCUUAAUUGAUCGUUGACAAGAUCUGUCAUACCCGUGUCAUAUCAAUUAACUUGCCUGUGAACUAGUAACGUGAUUCCGCGUGCGUGAUUGGACACAACACGUGCGAAUUGUCUUCGCGUUGUUUGUAGCCUUUAGUAUUCUCCGUGGAUAUUUAGCGUUUGCUUCGGUGAAAAUGCCGCCAAGAAAAAAGAAAAGGUCGUGUCCGUUUUCGUCAUCGAAACCGAGAGCGAAAAAGAAAUUGAAUGGGCCGCAAAAUUUUAUCAGCAAGAGAAGUGGCUCGAGGAGUUGGAUAUUCAGAAAAGCGAAAAUGCUGCAGUUGCUGAGAGUGCAAGCCGCUCCAAAAUCCAGCUUGAAGAGCCAGAUGAAGAAAGCCAAUUAAGCUCAUCGACCCCAUCUGCUGAUGGAACGUGGAAAACAAUAAGCGGUCGGGCUAUCGUAUCGAGAGAAAAGCUGCUUGAGAAACUGGACGAGUCUGUAUCUUGUCGAUUUUGCCGGGGAAGAGUCCAAGUCAUGGAAAAUGUAGCGACUAAGCAUGGACUUUUCUACCUGGAGAAUCCAGCGCGAGAAUGA
Molecule: messenger RNA, 2521 nt
Organism: Porites lobata
Lineage: Eukaryota; Metazoa; Cnidaria; Anthozoa; Scleractinia; Poritidae
Source: the annotation of a GenBank genome assembly